CACAAAAUCAAUCUCCAGACUUCUGCGCUGUCGCCGCCGCCGCCCGCCGCCGACACACCGCCGGAAGACCGACCAACACCUACCGCCCACCACCCACCCACCAUCGACACAAACAUUCGCUUCACCAUCGCCCCAUGUCUCGAAUCCCCGUACCCAACGGCGGACUCCAUACCUACGCUCCAAGCUCUCCAAGCACAAACUCCUCCACCAUGAGCACCAGCGCCGCAAACUCGCCCGCGGCAGACACACGGCGAAAGCAGAACCGCCGCGACGAGGUGAGUAGCAGGGUCAAAAGGGUUCCUGUGUGUUUGUUUUGUUUUUCGAGCGAGACCAGAGAGACACCGUUGGUGGGCUGGUCACGAUCACCCACCCGCCGUUCCACAUCACACAUAGCAAGUGAUGCGUGCGUGCAUGUAGCAGGAGCAGCGGCGGCAAUACUAGCCGCCUGAACUUCCCCGCCCACCGCCGCGCCUUGCUCACGGACCGCGCCGAACGGUUCGGGCGUGGACGGGUCCGGGCGCUCUCGGUGCGAAGGCUGCCGAGCAACAGCCCAGCAGUGGUGGUGGUGGGGGUGGGUGGCGUUGAAUGCCUGCGCCGAGAUUGGUAGAUUGUCGGAGGGGGGCGCCUUGGAGUGCAUGCCCUCGAGCUGGUACAACAGCCCACUCGGUAUCCAUCACUGCACUGGUGUCCCGACCCCAGCCGCACGAGCCGGGGCAUAUCAGAGAACAAACCAAGUAGAGGACUGUGCCGAGUUGUCCCUCCCCCACCCCCUCCUGCUUCCACUCCCCCCCUUGCCUUGCCCUCUGGCUCUCUGGCCGUGGCUCAUCCCUUCGCGCAAUGUCCAACGCUCAGACGAACCCCUCCACGCUCAUUCCUGAAUCCACCGCGACCUCAAUGUCGACCUCGACCUCGUCCUCGACCCGCGCCCGACCCCCCGCGGCCCCAACACCGCCCUCGCUCUCGCCCCCGAUCGACGGCAACACGAAACGCACGUCUCCCGGAUCGACAACGGCACACCCAAACCCCCUGCCUACGCCCCCCGGGUCGGUGCGCUCGCAAACUUCCCCUACUGUCACCUCUGUCCUCCUUCCAUCGACGUCGUCCUCGUCGUCGUCGUCGGCGCCGGGCACGGCACCCAUCACUCGCACGCACUCUCACGGCUCUCGGCAAUCCGUGUCCUUCCCUGCCGACCUUGUCACUCCGCCCGCGUCUAAAAUCCUGGCCUCGCGUCCGACCAACACGCUGUCCGUGUUCCCCGAAUCCCCGGACAUGGUCGACCCAAACACGCCACCCCUGACGCCCGACGAACUACCCACUCGCAAACGUUACCACUCGACCGUCAACAAAACGGAAAUUACCCCUGCUGGUAAACUAAACCGCUCGGCCUCGUCGAAAAUAUCGUCCAAAUUCCAGUCGCUGCGCAAGAAGAUUGAGAGCGAGCUCUCCCGCAAGCGCCCCGGUGGCCGCCAUGAGCCGUCUCAACCUACGCCAGGUGGCGCUUCCAAGCGUUCUUCCAAGCGCCCUGCCAAGGGUACCGUCGCUGGUCUCCGCCCCAGCCCUGCGCUUACUGUCCCCGAGGGCAUGAGCGUUGCCGACGCCUCGCAGCUCUGCGCUGCCAAGCGUACUGACUGCGUCCUCGUCGUCGACGACGAGGAGGGCCUCAGCGGUAUCUUCACCGCAAAGGACCUGGCGUUCCGUGUCACCGCGGCUGGUCUCGACCCCCGUCUGACCCCUGUCUCGGCGAUCAUGACCAAGAACCCCAUGGUUACGCGUGACACGACUUCCGCUACCGAGGCCCUGCAGCUCAUGGUUAGCCGCCACUUCCGUCACUUGCCUGUCUGCAACGAGGAUGGAGAUGUUGUCGGUCUCCUCGACAUCACCAAGGUGUUCCACGAUGCCCUCGCCAAGGUGGAGCGUGGCUCGAGUGCCACUCACCAGCUCUCGGCUGCCCUCGCUGGCGUUCAGACCGAGCUUGGCCCCGGCCUCGUCAACAACCCGCAGGCCGCCGCCAUGCUCGCCUACGUUGACGCUCUCCGCGACAAGAUGGCCCAGCCCGACCUGCUGUCGGUCCUCGACACGAGCCUGCCUCCGCCUACCGUCUCGCCCCGCACGUCGGUUCGCGAGGCCGCUCGCCUCAUGAAGGAGCGCCGCACCACCGCUGUUUGUGUCCUCGAGACCAACACGGGCACCAGCGCCAUCUCGGGUUUGAGCAACCACAGCGUUCCGCCCAGGAUCGCCGGUAUCUUCACGUCCAAGGACAUUGUCCUUCGUGUCAUUGCCGCUGGUCUCGACGCCUCGCGCUGCAGCGUCGUGCGUGUCAUGACCCCUCACCCCGACACUGCCCCGCCUACCAUGGUCGUUCAGGACGCUCUCAAGAAGAUGCACAACGGCCACUACCUCAACCUUCCCGUUGUCGAGGAGGAUGGCAGGCUCAUGGGCAUUGUCGACGUGCUCAAGCUCACCUACGCCACGCUCGAGCAGAUUGACAGCAUGAACGACGACCAGACGACCGAGUCGGGUCCCAUGUGGUCCAAGUUCUUUGACACUCUCAACGCGGCUGGCGGUGACGACGACUCGGCUUCGCAGCUCUCGCACAGCGAACUGCGUACCGACACCCCCUCCAAGGAGAAGGGCCACAACCGUGGCUUAUCAAGCGUCACCUCGCCCAUGUCUGAGGUUAUGCCCGGUGACUCUGCUUCGGCCGUCAACGAGGUCAUCUCGGACAUUGGCACCAAGGGCGGCUUGUCCUCUGUCGCUCCCUCCAUGCCGAUUGAUGACGGCACCUACGUCUUCAAGUUCAAGACGCCAUCAGGACGCACACACCGUUUCCAGGCUCGCCACGACAGCUACGAGCUGCUGCGCGAUAUUAUUCACGGCAAGCUGUCGACCGACCCCUUCUUCGACACGCCAACAGACCCCUCGGCUGUUGCUGCCGACCCCUCAGUGUUCGUUGUCAACUACACGGACGACGAGGGCGACCUUGUGCAGAUGACUGCCGACGGCGACGUCUCGGACGCUGUGCGCAUCGCCCGCAGCCACAAGACGGACCGUGUCGUCUUGUUCCUUGACGGCGGCAACAACUGGGCAGAUGCCGCAAAGUCGGCCGCCCCUAAGCCUGCCGAGGUGCCCAAGGAGGUCCCGGCCGCUCCCAAGCCCGUUGUUGAGGAGAAGGUCGAGGAGAAGGUGGCCGAGCCGGUUGCUGCUCCUGCCCCCGUCAGGGCGACCAAGGUCGUUGGACCUAAUGGGGAGGAGCUCCUCUUUGGUGUUCUCCCCAAGGACAUGGCGCUGCCGGCUGCCAUUGGCUUCCUCGGCGUCGUGAUUGCCGGCGUGUUCGUUGCCUCUCGUACCAGCAAGUAAGCUGGGAGGCGAACGCAGCACGUCGGCGUGUGGCUGGCUGAUUAUUUCCCUGCCACCUGUAUUGUAUCCGUACGCACCCACAUACAAUGACCAGAAAAAAACAACAACAACAGGGUUGGUUUGAGAGAUAGUAGACGCGAUAAUACGAAGGGAAGUGCUCCAUGUAUAUCGUGAUGACUUUUGA
This is a messenger RNA of Vanrija pseudolonga, 3541 nucleotides long. It is a transcript of the gene CBSCBSPB3, whose product is annotated as CBS domain-containing protein CBSCBSPB3. The record is from RefSeq and is a predicted model, not a curated record. Lineage: Eukaryota; Fungi; Basidiomycota; Tremellomycetes; Trichosporonales; Trichosporonaceae. The transcript has 2 exons. Bases 838 to 3357 code for a protein of 839 amino acids.